UUAAAUUUACAUCAUCCCUUAUACAUCUUCUUUUGCAUACCAGAACCUUCAUUUGCUCAAGCGACAGUGAUUAAGCCACAGUUCGAAGUCAGUUAAAGCCGAUCAAUAAGCCCCUAGUCUCCCCAGUCCCCAAGGUUAUUUUGAAUUGAUAUUUGGAUUUAAAAAUGUGUCUAUCAUUUGGUAACGAGUAACGACAUUCUAUGAUCGCGUAUCAUCCAUUACUGGAGCCAACAAAAUUGUUGCAUCUCAGUGGCGGCCGAGUUAGUGUAGUUUAAGAGGUGUCCUUUCAUUUUUUUUUUAAUCUAAAUUAUAGUAUGUGUGUUCAUAUCUAGACUAAAAUAUUAAAAAGUGGUAGGAUGAUGGUUAGUAGCUCCCCUUCUCCUCCGACAUAUGGGUUUAAUAAUGGAAGGUUGUUGCAAGACAUUUUCAACGCAUAUCGGCUUCUCUAUUGUAAGUUCUUGUUUCGCCACUAUUAUAACCUAGAUUUAAUCAACAUUAUUGUUUUUUUUUUCUCCAUAUUCAGCGGAAACAUAUGAAGACCUUGUCAGUUAUUAUCCUCUUAAUGGUGGUUCAUCACUUUGCCGUUAUUUGUCACGGUAUGUAAAAUUUUAAAGCGUACACAAUAUUUUCUCUAGAUUUAUUUAUGCAUGUGUUUAUACCAACAUACAUUUGAAGUGGCACUGAGUUUGAGUUAUUAUUAUUGUUAUUAGGAAGAGAUAAUUAUCAUGAACCACUUCCACUUCAUCCUCCACUGCAUCCUCCAUAUAUGUGCGUGAAAGCUGUGAUACCGGGACAACAGGCGUGUAUGUUUAUGACGUGUGAUUACCAAUGUAGACGGCUACUUGGAUAUGAGUCCUAUGGACACUGCCCUUGGUUGACUUGUCAAUGUUUCUAUCCCUGUGACGAGGAGCCACACAACACACAAGCUCCAUCCCUAGAUUAGACUUAGACGACCCUUUUGUGAAUGAAUGAAUGUUUCUUGCCGGCCGGCCAGGUUAUGAUCAGUUAGCUAUCGACCGGACAAGAUAAAUCUAUUUGUUUAAAAUAAGUUAAUGGUACUCUGAUCGACUUAAGUUUAUCACGAUGAAGGUAACUGCAUGUGUAUUUCAUGUCGCAAGUAGGUAGGAAAUAAAAAUGAUAUUGUUCUAUUCCUAAAUUUUUUUCUUAUUAAAUAAGGGGUGAUUGAUUGUGCGUAAUUUUUUGAAUGGUAUAAUGUACAUAAUUUCUAUAUGAGUGUGUGUGCGCAAGCGAGGAGAGGAAGGGGAGGGGAGAAGUAAGAGAAGACAUAAGUCGACAGCGAGAAGUGCCCGCCUUUGGAAGAGAGAGUACACCAAUGAUGCUCCUAGCAGAGAAGUAAGGAAGACGCCGCAACUUGAAGAACGAUCUGGCUAGAGAGAAAUGAAUAUGGAUAAUUUUAUUAUCAUUCAAUAAUUGACGUAGUGUUUAACUUUAUUAUGGAAAAUUCACAUUUACGAUUCAGUUGUAUUUCAUUAUCGAUUUAGAAAGCUUUGAAGAUGACUGUAAUUUUAGGGUUUGUGCUAUUGAGGUUUAGGGUUGUGAGUAAUGGUGGAAGAUUUUUUAUUUUUUUAUUUUUUAUAAAAGUAAUGGUGGAAGUUUGGUUUGUGACAAUUUGCAAACCACACCAAAUCCCACAUAUUGGGUUUGACCGAGAGACCAUCCGGCGGACGGGGGUGGGGUAGUCAUUUCUCAGUUGCAGUUCAUGAAGGCUAGUGGAAGGAAGCCUGAUUGGGCCUAUAGCGAGCCCGAUAACGACUCGCCCAUGGAUUCCGUUGUUACCAUCAAUAUUGGACCCUGUUUUGCAGCCCACCGCUUACGCGAGAUUCAAUUAUCGCCUAUUUGUUCAGAGGAAUCUUUGGGUCCCACCAGAAGGCUACGUCAUUCUUCUCGUUGGGCCGGCUACGGUCACAUUCAGACUUCCACUACACUCGCUUCGCUUCCACCACCGAAAAGGUUUGGUCUUUUCUCUUCUGAUCUCUACCACCUUCUUUCGCUCACUCAUCGCCAUUGAUAUUACAGAAGGGAAUCAAUAGAAAACUCAGAACCCCUUCUCCCUUUCCCCUUCUCUCUUUGUUUAUCUGUAAUUCUAUCUGUGAUUCUCAGGUUUGUAAGGGAUUUGUUGAAUGUAAAGAAAAGAAAUGCCUGGAAUAAAGGGUCCUUCGGAGUAUUCCCGGGAACCACCUCGCCAUCCUUCCCUCGUGAUCAAUUCCAAGCAACCAUUCAAUGCGGAGCCACCUCGUUCAGCUUUGGUGAAUUCUUAUGUGACUCCAGUGGACUUCUUCUACAAGAGAAAUCAUGGUCCCAUUCCAGUGGUUGAUGAUAUUGAAAGAUACUCUGUCUCUUUGAAUGGGCUGAUUGAAACCCCCAAGGAGCUGACCAUGAGAGAUAUCAGGUCGCUUCCAAAGUACAGUGUUGCAGCUACCUUGCAGUGCGCUGGUAACAGGAGGACUGCCAUGAGCAAAGUCAAGACAGUUAAAGGAGUUGGGUGGGGUAUCUCUGCGAUUGGAAAUGCUGUUUGGGGUGGUGCCAAACUGGCUGAUGUUCUUGAACUUGUUGGCAUACCUAAGUUCACUGCUGCCACCAAAUCUGGUGGGAAGCAUGUUGAAUUUGUGAGCAUUGAUAAAUGCAAGGAGGAGAAUGGGGGACCUUAUAAAGCAUCGAUUCCGCUCUUCCAAGCCACAAACCCUGAUGCUGAUGUUCUACUUGCUUAUGAGAUGAAUGGAGAGUGUUUAAACAGGGACCAUGGUUAUCCAUUACGAGUGGUUGUCCCAGGUGUCAUAGGUGCUCGUUCUGUGAAGUGGUUGGAUUCCAUCAACAUAUUAGCCAAUGAAUGUCAGGGCUUCUUCAUGCAAAAAGACUAUAAGAUGUUCCCGCCUUCAGUCAACUGGGAUAACAUUGAUUGGUCAACGAGGAGGCCACAAAUGGACUUCCCUGUCCAGAGUGCCAUUUGUUCCUUAGAGGAUCUGACUGUCAUGAAGCAGCCUGGGAAGGUUAGGGUCAGCGGGUAUGCAGUAUCAGGAGGUGGGCGGGGGAUCGAGAGAGUCGAUGUGUCAAUGGAUGGUGGUAAGACCUGGGUGGAAGCUACCAGGUACCAAAAGCCCGGAAUUUCAUAUGUAUCCGAUGAUACGAACAGUGACAAAUGGGCAUGGGUUCUUUUUGAGGCUACUGUGGAUGUCCCUCAUAGUGUAGAGAUUGUGGCUAAAGCAGUGGAUUCAGCAGCAAAUGUGCAGCCUGAAAGCGUGCAAGAAAUCUGGAACCUGAGAGGGGUACUGAACACAUCGUGGCACCGGGUUCAACUCCGUGUUGGGCACUCGAACUUGUAGAAAUCGAUCCAUGUAAACAAUGAAAGCAGUGGCUUUUGCUGGAAGAUGUAGAGAUCAAUUAGCAUCUAGUUGUGUGGUGUUGUUGGUCUAGAGAACAAUGAUAAACUGUGGUUUUCUGUUGUCAUAGUCAUAGUCAUAGUCUCUGAAAGAAACUGUGGUGAAACCAUCUCAUGGUCUAUUGGAAAGAAAUAAGAACAAUAGUCAUAUUAGUGAGGUAAAAAGCUGUUUCUUUUAUGUUUGCUCGUUUCUGAAAGUGUGGAAGUUGGCUGAUGAGUCAUGGCUUAGCAAGUCUCAAAUUCGACUAUUUUUUUUUCCCCAUUCAAACCAUCUCCGGGGAGAGGAAGAUAAGAUCCACACAACGUUAAUUACAAACUCCGUAACCAAAAUACAUAGUCGAACCUCGACAGGACCCGAGGCGACAAACUCAAAUUCGACUACUUGAUAAACACUUGGACGUAAACGGGGUUGGGCUCCUUUUCAAGGCUCACGCUUGUCAAAUCCAAUACUAAUUUGACUUAACAAAGGUCUGGCUCAAAUACCCAAGACAAAACUUGUUACAUAGACCCAUACUAAAACUUCGUGGUUCCGAGUACAAAAUCUAUAAAAUGUUCCAUGUUACCAUUUCUAAUAAGAAUCCUACAAUUUAUUAUAUGAAUUUUAUUAAGGAUAACAAAACAUGAAAUUUUGUAAGUUUGAUAUCCUUUCCAACAGGUAAAAACUCGACUAGCUGUUUAGUUCUUCUCCAGGCUAGCAAGUAUUUCUCUCUCCAUAGUUGCAAAUUUUGGAUUUGCUACAUGAGUUCAAGUUAGGUCAAUGUAUAGCGAGGUGUAAUUUGAUGAAUUUUUUGAGACACUUGUAUUGUAUGUAAAAGUAGAGGAAUAACAUUAUUUUAAUGAAAAGAGAUAUAAUAAUGACUAAUAUUAUAUUAGUUCAAAUGCAAAAAGUUAUAUUAUACUGAAACAUCAAACUACAAACACUGAUCACAAAUAUCAAAAUCUGAACAAACAAACUAAAAGAAAUUAAUUACAAACCUCAACUAGUGUCAUCACUCACAUAUUCAUCGAUAAUUAUCACAACAUUCGUCAUAAUUAUAUGAAUCUAGAUAACUCAUUCCAUUUUACAUAUGUUUUGGAAUAUAACAUGCAUGACAGGCCAUAACUAAGCACAUUUGAUUGGAAUAUAACUAAUGGCUAAUCUGCUUUACUUCUUUUUCCCCAACUCUUCUCUCUUGUGUGUGGUCGUAAGAACUCUUGGUAUCACCAAAGUUUCAACAUCGAACUCUCUUGGCUGUCUGUCUGUCACUUUCCUGAGCGUGUACUUUCUUUCCAACACAUAUCCUUUGUCUGCAUCUGCCAUAGAAGGAGAGGACACCUGCUCUGGAAGUGAGAACGUGUAAACCAGCACACAUUUGGUUAACAAGAGAACAAAAGAAACGAGACAAAGAAAAGCAAGCAAGAAGGCAAAAGAAUUGCCUCUUCUCUCGAUAAUCUUAAUAUGAGAAGGCGUUCAAGAGACAGAAUAUUCAAAGCACCAGUUCCAAAAGAUUCUUAGGAGUAGGUUUGCACCUUUGAUAUCAUCUAAUAGACUAAUAUAUAGUUAUGAGGUUUGGACCUUAAGACUGACUUAUAAUAAGAAGAAGAAUUGAUCGAGGUUACACAAUGAUUGAUCAACUUGUUUUACAUAAUUUGACAUAUAUUUUUCUGUUGUAUACUCGUAAUAAGAAAAACAACCUAUAAGUUAAUCUAAUAGUUAAUCAUUAAGUUCGAGAUCCGUGAAUGAUAAAAGUAUUAAAUUUCUUAUGUCUUA
Molecule: messenger RNA, 5147 nt
Organism: Linum trigynum
Lineage: Eukaryota; Viridiplantae; Streptophyta; Magnoliopsida; Malpighiales; Linaceae
Source: the annotation of a GenBank genome assembly